Molecule: messenger RNA, 855 nt
Organism: Olea europaea var. sylvestris
Lineage: Eukaryota; Viridiplantae; Streptophyta; Magnoliopsida; Lamiales; Oleaceae
Product: probable calcium-binding protein CML13
Exons: 2
Coding region: 71-514 (147 amino acids)
Cellular component (GO): myosin II complex
Molecular function (GO): calcium ion binding
Source: RefSeq, a predicted model, not a curated record
CAAAAUUACAGCACAGACCAAAACAUUUCCAGAAAGGUCGAGAGAGAAACAGCAGAAAAAAGGGACGAUUAUGGGGAAAGAUCUGAGCGACGAUCAGGUCUCAUCAAUGAAAGAGGCCUUCACGCUUUUCGACACCGACGGCGAUGGAAAGAUCGCCCCGACAGAGCUCGGGAUCCUAAUGCGUUCACUCGGCGGGAACCCAACCCAGGCACAACUCAAAUCCAUAAUUUCCGAAGAAAAACUCAAUUCCCCGUUCGAUUUCCCGCGAUUCCUUGACCUCAUGUCCAAGCAUUUGAAGCCGGAGCCUUUUGACCGCCAGCUCCGUGACGCGUUCAAGGUUCUGGACAAGGAUGGGACCGGCUACGUCGUCGUUUCGGAUCUCAGACAUAUUUUGACUAGUAUUGGGGAGAAACUGGAGCCGGCGGAGUUCGAUGAGUGGAUCCGUGAGGUAGAUGUUGGAUCCGAUGGCAAGAUCCGGUAUGAGGACUUCAUCGCUCGCAUGGUCGCCAAGUGAAAUGGUAACUCGCAAGUGCUGGCUGUAUUGUGCAUUCUUGUGAUGCUAGAACCCGAUCUACUACUACUAUAGUAGGCUUUAAUUUGGCAUUCUGAAGUGCAUUUUCAACUGUCUCCUAGUUUUUGCAUGUUUCGGCAGUUUGAAUGGGCAAUGUUUUUGGUUUAGGGCAUUUUAAAAAUCCAUCAUCAAUUAGGAUUUAGAAGUACUUAGCGUGUAUAGUUGAGCUGUACCCAAACCUAAAGAUUAAUGCUUUCCGUUUCUUGAUCUUUUGUUUUUUUAUUGAUUGGGCUUGGCAUUGCCCCUGCUAUUUAUAAAAAUUUGUACCCUAGAAUUCGACUUCA